Messenger RNA from Orcinus orca (killer whale), 1036 nucleotides. RefSeq names its product KDEL endoplasmic reticulum protein retention receptor 2 (gene KDELR2). Gene Ontology annotation, molecular function: ER lumen protein retrieval receptor activity. The coding region runs from base 123 to 761 and encodes 212 amino acids. The record is from RefSeq and is a predicted model, not a curated record. The transcript has 5 exons. Gene Ontology annotation, cellular component: cis-Golgi network; membrane; endoplasmic reticulum. Gene Ontology annotation, biological process: protein retention in ER lumen; endoplasmic reticulum to Golgi vesicle-mediated transport. NCBI's taxonomy places the organism in Eukaryota, Metazoa, Chordata, Mammalia, Artiodactyla, Delphinidae.
UUCGGCCACGUCCCUGGCCACGUCGCGCUCGCUUUCGCCAUCUUCGCAGCUUCCUGUCUGUGGCCGCCGCCGCCGCUGCCUGAGCCGCGGAGCCUGGGGCCGCCGCGCAGACCGCCGCCGCCAUGAACAUCUUCCGGCUGACCGGGGACCUGUCCCACCUGGCGGCCAUCGUCAUUCUGCUGUUGAAGAUCUGGAAGACGCGCUCCUGCGCCGGUAUUUCUGGGAAAAGCCAGCUUCUCUUUGCACUGGUCUUCACAACUCGUUACCUGGAUCUUUUUACUUCAUUUAUUUCAUUAUAUAAUACGUCUAUGAAGCUUAUCUACAUUGCCUGCUCCUAUGCCACAGUGUACCUGAUCUACAUGAAAUUUAAGGCAACCUACGAUGGAAAUCAUGAUACUUUCCGAGUGGAGUUUCUGGUGGUCCCUGUGGGAGGCCUCUCGUUUCUAGUCAAUCAUGACUUCUCUCCUCUUGAGAUUUUGUGGACCUUCUCCAUUUACCUUGAGUCAGUGGCUAUCCUACCACAGCUCUUCAUGAUCAGCAAGACCGGGGAGGCCGAGACCAUCACCACCCACUACCUGUUCUUCCUGGGCCUCUACCGUGCUUUGUAUCUUGUCAACUGGAUCUGGCGCUUCUACUUUGAGGGCUUCUUUGACCUCAUCGCUGUGGUGGCCGGCGUUGUCCAGACCAUCCUGUACUGCGACUUCUUCUACUUGUACAUUACAAAAGUACUCAAGGGAAAGAAGCUCAGUCUGCCAGCGUAAGUGCCAAAGACCAUGACCAGCAUCUGUCCUUCAGGGUGCUCGGACAGAAUUCUUACCACAGCAAAGGCACAAGAUGCUUCAUAUGGAAAAUCAGAAACUUAACUCUUUUGUUGCAGAUAGUCAUCUAUGGCUCUGUAAGAACCCAGAGGGAAAGAACCAGAAGGUUUCUGUUCAGUGCAUCUUGCCUUAUCUUUUUUUAUUACUAUGUACAAAGAUUUUUUUACACAAAGAAACUUAAUGCUGUAUUAAUAAAGUCAGUGUGUAGCUUCAAUUGG